Molecule: messenger RNA, 1535 nt
Organism: Dicentrarchus labrax (European seabass)
Lineage: Eukaryota; Metazoa; Chordata; Actinopteri; Moronidae
Exons: 6
Coding region: 313-957 (214 amino acids)
Biological process (GO): DNA damage response; regulation of double-strand break repair; protein polyubiquitination
Cellular component (GO): nucleus
Molecular function (GO): RNA binding
Source: RefSeq, a predicted model, not a curated record
CGGUGACAACCCGACGUCAUUAAUGCGCGCCGCGUGUUUACAGACAUCCGUCCAAAAAAAAAAAAUCAGUCUCCAGUUUCCAGCUGUUGUCACCCUGAACACCGAGCAGUUUCCAGCUGUUGUCACCCUGAACACCGAGUCCUACUUUAGAUUAUGACAUGAGUGCAGCUGGAGGACAAGCACGGUCCCUGUGGAUGUUGUCUCAGUGUUGAUGUGAAACCAAAAAAGUUGUCCGAGGUCGAAACCCUCUUUAAAACUGCUCAUUAUAAAGUUACAGUGAUGUGACACUCACUUAAUGUGAGAGGUCAAAACAUGGAUGAGGAAGAAGACCUGGAGACACUUGGUGAACAGCUGUACUCUCUGAUUUACCCCAACCACCAAGAGGAUGCUGGGAAACUCACAGGGAUGUUGCUGGAGCUUCCAGGUGCUGUCCUGAGUCAGAUGCUGCAGGACGAGGCCACGCUGACCGCAGCCGUGGAGAAAGCCCUCAGAGCCCUGCAGCUGGCACAGGAGCCCAGCCAGGUGACAUGUAAGGACGAGGAUGACGUGUCGGUGUCCUCUGACUCUCUGGGUGAGCAGCUGUUUGAGUUGGUGGAUGUUUACAACACCGGCCACUCGCAGAAAAUCACAGGAAUGCUUCUGGAGCAGCACAAAGAGGCCGUUUUAAACCUUCUCUCUGAUCCAAAACUGCUGGAAGAGCAGGUGAACUUUGCCCUGAAGACACUUAAAGAGCAGAGCAUGGAGGAGACGGACAUUAGUGACUCAUCGGAUGCCGACGACACAGAGAGGCUGGGAGAGAAGCUCUUCUCGCUGGUGGAGGAGCUGGACCCACUUCAUGCUAAUGAUAUUACAGGUAUGCUCCUGGAGAUGGACCCAGCUGCUCUCCAACAGCUGCUCAGUGACCACACAAUGCUGGAGGUUGCUGUUCAGAAAGCACGAGCAGCACUGGAUACUUAAAAUUGAACUCUCUCUACUUGAACAGAAGAGGACGACAACAUUUUACACACAGAAUAACACAGUUAUAAAUUAAUGACUUUGAUGAAUUUGAAGAGCUGACACCACUUUAGGAGAUCGUGAUAAUACAAGUUGCCUAUUGCAUAACCAGCUAUUUGUGUUUUAUACAGAUUUUUGAGUGACCUGUGGACAGUUUUAGGUUUUACUGGACGUACUGUAAAUAAUUGAAGAGUCUAGUAAGCUUAUUCUUAGCUGAGAUUACAUUGGUGUUAUUGUCCCUUUCUAAUACGGGUAUGCUCACUUUGCUGGUACGUGAUUAUCUUUCUCAGAUAAAUUGACUGGACAUAAGUGCCAUUGUGCCAAACAUCCACAACAAGACAUUAGACUCAUCGUUUCUUGAUGGAAUUGUUUACAGCAGGCUGUAAGUCUAUGAGAGAAGUGCUUAUCUAUGUCCUGCUAUGAUGAUUUGCUUGUUUUGGUACUGUACUCAUAAUGAUUUAACUGUAUAAAUUGGUGGAAUAUCUUUGCUAACAAAAAAUACAGCAGAUUAUACAUAAACUAAAGAAGCUCUACAUUAGCAA